This is a messenger RNA of Durotheca rogersii, 2637 nucleotides long. RefSeq lists its product as uncharacterized. NCBI's taxonomy places the organism in Eukaryota, Fungi, Ascomycota, Sordariomycetes, Xylariales, Xylariaceae. The record is from RefSeq and is a predicted model, not a curated record. The transcript is spliced from 2 exons. Gene Ontology annotation, molecular function: protein kinase activity. Gene Ontology annotation, biological process: protein phosphorylation. The coding region runs from base 36 to 2378 and encodes 780 amino acids.
CGAGAAGAGGAUAUGGCAAGCAGCCAUCCAAUAUCAUGGAGGACCAGUAUAAGUUGGCCGUUAUCAAGGAGAACCCUAUCGGCCGUCGCUUGGAUGAGUUUCGCAAUUCUUUCUCUCUGGCGUGCUCCGAGAAGGGCAUUUCCGAUAACUUAAAUUUGGUUGACAAGUUGGAUCGAGAUGUUCUUCAAGAUCUGACUCUCGACCUUCUUGGCACGCUGCUAGGCUUGCGUGCAUCCCGCCAUCUUCCCUCUAACAGGAGCAAAAGCCUAUACGAGGACAUUUUGAGGCUUAAUAUCGCAGUAAACUCGGACGAUUUCGACCUCGCCCACAUUGAACCCCUCUUUAUUGCCGUCCUCGGACAGAAACCUGACAUUGAGAUCUGGGACAAAGUCUACGAUGUUGUCGUUCAAUGUACUCCGCCUCCACGAACGAGUGCCUCUUCUGGAAUCGAUGCACCCCUAGACUUUACGUCUGACGUAGUUAAUAACCCCGAGUAUCGUAAAUUCAUGGAUCACGUGCUUCAAGAAGAACUUGGACCUAUUUGGGUUGAUUUAGAUAUAUACGGGACUUUCUUUGGGGCGGUCGUUGGCCUCGACGAAGCGGCUAAAGAAGUUUUUAAGGAAUGUUCCGAAGGUAACGAGCCGCUCUUCCACCAGGGGUGGGGGGACUGGCCCGGUGUCGUAACCGAAGAAAACGUCCUGGCCUGGCUGCAGAGAACUACUACGCAUUUAGUCCAAGUUGCGCAACGCCACGUACCGAUGAUGGCUAUUCGACAGCAGCUUAUCGGACUACAGUACAACCCAUCGACAGGCUCUGUUGCGGACCGUAAGAUGAAUGCGGGAUUCAUUAGCGGCGCUGUGGCUACGACGGGUUGGGCGCGUGACUGGUCACAUAUCUUAGUGCCCGGCAAGCUUGAGACAAACGCCGGAGAGGACGGCGUAACGACGUGGCUCGACCUAGCGAGAUGCGUGCGGGAGAUCUUCAAAUCCCAGGACACGCGCCGCUUCGUUCUCGGAUUUACACUCUGCGGAUCGAUUAUGCGUGUAUGGAACUUUGAUCGGGCCGGAGUUAUCGGGUCGGCUAAAUUUGACAUUAAUCAGGAUGGAUUGCUAUUUGUGUCAGUCAUUCUGGCCUUUCUAUCCAUGAAUAGAGAAAGUCUUGGGUUUGACCCUACCAUCAUCUCCUCCGGGGUCAAGCGAUAUAUGGAGGUCGAUCAGGGAGGGCAAAAGAAGCGCCUUAUUCUGGACCACAUGAUGAGUCGAUCUUCUUCUCGCAUCGUCUCGCGAGGAACCACAUGCUGGAAAGCGCAUUUAGAAGGGGAAUCACAGGUAGUGGUAGUUAAGGAAUCCUGGCAGCCCAUGGAGCGCAACGAGGGCGAACUACUCCGACUGGCAACUGAAAAGGGGGUAGCUAACGUAGCACGACACUUCCAUAACUGGACUGUCCAAGUUGGCGGUCUUCCAGACAACGUGCAGGACAACGUCAGAAAAGGCCUGGACGUCCGGAAGGGUAAGAGGGUUAUUCGGCCGCCAAAUCCACCAUCGAAUACUCAGACUUGCCCAACCCCAGCCUUCCAGGUCUUCCCGAGCACUCAGACAAGGCUUGCCUGUGCGAAACGUUCCUCCGGCCAAACGGGCGGGUUUAACUUAUUGGGCAAACGCCGUCGUUCUGAGUCCCUAACAGGGCCGGGGGGCAUGGUCACUAUGAACCGAGUGCACCAGCGGAUCAUCAUGCAGGACUACGGGAAGCCUAUUUAUCUUGCCGAGUCGCUCACCGUAUUGCUUGAAAGCAUGGCGCAAUGUGUAGGGGGCCAUAAGGCCCUAUACGAAGCAGGCAUCUUACACCGCGAUAUAUCACUCAACAAUAUUAUGAUCAAUAACGACCGCAGCGAUCCUUCCCGGCUGGGAUUUCUUAUCGACCUUGAUCUUGCUACCAAGGUCUUGCGAGACGAAAUCUCGGGAAUGGCAAGUAGGACGGGCACACGAGCAUUCAUGUCCAUCCGAGUCCUUUGGGGAGAGCCUCAUUCAUUCAUGGACGAUCUUGAAUCGUUCUUCUGGGUUCUCUACUGGAUUUGCGUCCAUCACGCGAAUGCGGGGUCAUUCAGGACCGUUCAUAAAUUCGAGAAGUGGAACCGCGAACCGGACCCUGCGGAGGUGGCUUCGAUGAAAAUCGGUCUCAUCGCGAUGGACCAGAACUUUGAUCGAAUAACGGGUGAGUGCUGUACCGAAUACUACGAGCCGUUGAUUCCUUGCCUGUGCAAACUGCGCAGGAUAAUAUUCCCGGGUGGUAAUGUGUGGAUCCAGGAAAAUCUAGGGGUGUAUAAAGCGGUGCAGGACGUCUUGCGCGAGGCUCAGAAAGGCCUUGCCGCGUCAUCAUGAGCGGGAAACUCUGCGCUGAGCUAUAAAAAGUUCGCGAGUGCCCCUACGGACGAGGACGGUAACGAGUCCAGCCGUGUUUCGCCUGGGCAAGAGAAACAACAGAGGCGAUCGCGGGGUGGAAACCGAGAGGCUUUUAUUGUUGGCCCCCGGAACGAAUGACGAGCUAUGAAAGUGGAUAACAGCGGGCAAUAUACAUUGCAUUGUAAUAGGCUGGUAAACUAGUCAACUAAUACCUCUGGAGUCUAUGCAACACCGUUAG